AUGUCGAAAGUUCUCCCAAACCGGCCGUCCUACGCUGAAUCUUCCAUGCGGCAUUGGCAGAAAAAGGGAAACACGAGCUCGCAUCCGGUGGUUUUUGACCGUCUACAGGAGCUCUCGGACUCGGACGAGGUGUACGAAGCUAUCGACAUUCUCAUUGCCGGAGCUGAUACCACCGCGUCAACUCUCACAACGGGGAUCUUUCAGAUUCUGUCAUGGCCAUCCAUCCACCACAAGCUACUGAAGGCAUUGGAAAAGGUUCAGUCUGAUGAACAUGGAGCUUUGCGUCUUGCAGAAUUGGAGAAAUGUGACUACCUAAACGCCGUGGUGAAAGAAUGCAUCCGAAUCGGAAUGGCUGUUCCUGGGAGACUGCCUCGAAAAGUUCCCGAGGGGGAUCCGUUCAUCGUCGACGGUAAAGUGGUUCCUCCGGGUGGCCCAGAUGCCCGUGUAUUCAACCCCGACCGAUGUUUAACACCCGACAGCAACAAGUUCGAACAAUGGAUAUACACCUUCUGCAAAGGGGCACGGAUGUGCAUUGGACAAAAUGUUGCUCCGGCUGAAAUCAUAUUGGUUCUUGGAUAUCUCUUCACGCGCUAUCAUCUGCAUUUGCUUAAGGAUGAUGCGGCGCCGUUGAGGCAGGAUGAUUUUACUUUGUCGUAUCCUGGAGGUUUGCAGAUUUCUUUUACUAAGAAGUAA
Messenger RNA from Aspergillus affinis, 693 nucleotides. RefSeq lists its product as uncharacterized. The record is from RefSeq and is a predicted model, not a curated record. Gene Ontology annotation, molecular function: iron ion binding; oxidoreductase activity, acting on paired donors, with incorporation or reduction of molecular oxygen; monooxygenase activity. The transcript is spliced from 5 exons. Bases 1 to 693 code for a protein of 230 amino acids. NCBI's taxonomy places the organism in Eukaryota, Fungi, Ascomycota, Eurotiomycetes, Eurotiales, Aspergillaceae.